Caenorhabditis briggsae is the source of this 369-nucleotide messenger RNA. The transcript is spliced from 3 exons. Lineage: Eukaryota; Metazoa; Nematoda; Chromadorea; Rhabditida; Rhabditidae. The coding region runs from base 1 to 369 and encodes 122 amino acids. The record is from RefSeq and is a predicted model, not a curated record.
AUGACUAUUUUCAGAGUUCGUCCUGUCUACAAGAGAAAUUCAAUUCUUGUUUUAUUCGUGUCUACCGAUGUCAUCGAAAAGUUGAUCACACCCAUUAAGAUGAAGUCAGUUUACGUCUUGAGGAUCUGCUUCCAGAUGAAUUUAGGACUCCAUCAUAAGCCGACCGAGUUCCCAAUGCGCUCCUUUUUCUCUCAACGAGAAGCGGUGUACAUUCCACUCAGUCGCUGGAGUCUUCUUCUACACGGUCGAGCUCUCCUACGACUAAUUCGGGUCAGAGGUUCUCAAUUUGAUUCUCAAAGAAGCUGGCCAUUCUGUUGGAGGCAUCUAAAUGGUGGUCUUUACGACAUAUCUGGUAGAGGAAAUGAAUGA